Molecule: messenger RNA, 1476 nt
Organism: Naegleria fowleri
Lineage: Eukaryota; Heterolobosea; Eutetramitea; Acrasida; Naegleriidae
Exons: 2
Coding region: 1-1476 (491 amino acids)
Source: RefSeq, a predicted model, not a curated record
AUGUCGGAACAGCAAACAGAGGCUUUAUCCUCCUCCUCCACAAGAAGCACUACGGAUCCGUUGUGGACAACCAACGACGAAUCAUCAUCGUUGAGUAAAGAUGAUCAUCACCAGGGUGCAACCAACACCACGACUAAUGAUUCGGAUGCGAAAGCAACAACAGCCAAUACCGAAGCAUUAAAUCAAAGUUCCAAUCCAGCAACAGCAACAACAUCAUUAUCAUCAUUGAACACAAGUAUGCAUAGAAAUACUAGCAGCUCCGAGAGCAUAAGUGAAGAAGAAUAUUUGGAAAAAUUACAUGAAAAGUACAGCCAAACACCCAAGUCAGAAUUGAGCAUUUCCUCUUUCUCAACGUUUGGAGCCAUGUCAUUUUUCCAUGAUGUCGUGAAUGGAGAAAAUGUAUUGACUCCCAAACAAUCUCCAGCAAGUGUCACAAGUUCAAAAAUGAAUUAUGAAAAUUGUAAUAAUUUAAAUAAUGAUUCAAGAAAUGCUGACGAUUUUGUAGAUUUGGAAUAUGAAAAUAGCACAAAAGAUGCUAAUUCAUCCCUGUUAAGUUCAUUACCUGAUAUUGAUGCAGAAAAGGACUUGCAAGAAGUUGACAUGACAGACUCAUCAACUCCUGUCCAAAAUGGCAUCACAACAAAAGCGAAUAAUAUGGAUAAUUUUUUGUUGGAUCCCUCCCCAAUUAAAAAAGUUCCACCUCCAUUUGUAAAGUCAAGAGCAGAGGUAGAUAUUGAAAGAGUUGAGCUCUCUAAAUUUCACUUACCACCAAUACCUUUAUCAAAGAAAAAGCUCACAGUUGAUAUACAACCUCCACAAUAUCAAUUAGCGGCAACUUCAACACCACCUUCCGUACUAAAACUCAUUCAACAACAGUACAAUAUCUACCAUCACAACACUGUACAUUUAUCAUUAUCAAAUAAGAAUCAAAAGGUAGUUGUACCAAUGAUUAAUUCAAACGUUACCGUAUUAGCAAGGUCUGCAUCUCUGGGAUCGUCGAUUACUUCGCUAUUUCAUGACAAGGUGAAAGUUAGAGUUUUUCAAAAUGUUAGCAACGUAGGAACAGAUGACCUGUAUUUGUCAACACAAAAUGGAGUACAAAGAGUUACACCUCUUGAGUUGGAAGAGAAUAAUCCCACUCUUUGCUUGAGAUCAUUAGAAGAUAUUCUUUUUUUUACAACUGUUUUACCCUUAUCCAAUUUCUCAGUUGAAGAAAUCAAAAUCACAAACGAGACUCUUGGUUCUGAAACUGUGUAUUAUAAGGUGAAAGUGAAUGAUUCACAAGAAACACAAAUCAUUCUCUUUACAACAGAUACUCAUUUGGAAAUUUCACUCAAUGGAAAUGACGAAUUUAUUGUCGAAGAUUUAAGCCGGGUGGUUGCUUUCCAUGAAACUCUCACCAUUCAACCAUUCAAAGAGUUUUAUCUUGUCAAAGGAAGUGGCUCAUUGUGGUUGCGUGUCGAAUUCACACUGUAA